AUGGUCCCCAUCCUAGGAAACUCGACCAUUGCAGAAGCUACUACCUUCAUCUCAGCACUCAAAGCGUCAAAGAUAACAAGAAAUCUCCCCCCAACUGGGCUUCGAUUGAGAUCACUGUUCCCAUGGAUUGUUUGGACAGUCUGGACUACAAGAAACCAAAGAAUCUUUGAGAACAGAACCUUUGAUGCAACAGAGACACUAACCAAAGCGAUAACCUAUGCGCGUGAAUGGCAAGAAGCACAACUAGAUGCCACACCGUCUGCAACCACUGUUAUGGCGGCACCAUCAGCACAUCGUAACAGAUUGAUAGUCACUACCAUCAACACAGACGCGGCAUGGGACGAGGAAGCAAAAACAGCCGGACUAGCGUGGAUUUUUACAGACAACACAUGCCAGAUCAUUCAUCAAGGGAGCACAACAGAGGAGUGGGUGAGUUCACCGCUCAUAGCCGAAGGACUAGCGAUCAGGGAAGCCUUAUUUCAAGCCAAAGCACGCGGCUACACCAACAUUGAACUCAAGUAA
Brassica oleracea var. oleracea is the source of this 522-nucleotide messenger RNA. RefSeq lists its product as uncharacterized. NCBI's taxonomy places the organism in Eukaryota, Viridiplantae, Streptophyta, Magnoliopsida, Brassicales, Brassicaceae. The record is from RefSeq and is a predicted model, not a curated record. Gene Ontology annotation, molecular function: RNA-DNA hybrid ribonuclease activity; nucleic acid binding. Bases 1 to 522 code for a protein of 173 amino acids. The transcript has a single exon.